Saprolegnia parasitica CBS 223.65 is the source of this 1419-nucleotide messenger RNA. Its product is annotated as CAMKK protein kinase. The coding region runs from base 1 to 1311 and encodes 436 amino acids. Gene Ontology annotation, molecular function: ATP binding; protein serine/threonine kinase activity. Gene Ontology annotation, cellular component: cytoplasm. Gene Ontology annotation, biological process: intracellular signal transduction; protein phosphorylation. NCBI's taxonomy places the organism in Eukaryota, Oomycota, Saprolegniomycetes, Saprolegniales, Saprolegniaceae. The record is from RefSeq and is a predicted model, not a curated record. The transcript is spliced from 6 exons.
AUGCGGGCGAGUUCCGAUCGCGCGCUCGCCCGAGACAACUCGAAGCGCGGGACUGCGCUCACGACGACGACGACGACGGUGGUGGAGAAGGACGCGACGAACGUCGAGGUCGACGAGCACGGCGCGCCGCAGCGCGUGAACGAGUACGUGGUGCACGAAGAGCUCGGACGCGGCGCGUUUGCGCGGGUCUACAAGUGUACCAAGCUCGAGGACGACGAGCCAAAAGAGUUUGCGAUCAAAGUCUUCAACAAGUCGCUGCUGAAGCGCAAGCAAGAGUUCACGCGCGUCGCGGGCCGCAUGGUCGCGACCAACGCGUUCCAGAAAGUGCAAAGGGAAAUCGCCAUCAUGAAAAAGCUGCGCCACCCGAAUUUGACGCGGCUGCACGAAGUCAUCGACUCGCCCGAAGACGACAAGCUCUACUUGAUUCUCAACGUCAUCUCGGGCGGCCAGCUCAUGGACUUUGACAACCACGCGAUGUUGUACCGGUAUACGCACGAGCCGGGCCCGUCACUCGACGAGAGAAGCGUGACGCCGCUCCGUGUCGUACACGACUGCCUCGCAGACCUCGCGUGGGCCCUCGACUACCUGCACCGGAACCACAUUUGCCACCGCGACAUCAAGCCCGAGAACGUUCUCGUGACGGACGAUAGCGACUACAUCCUUGGCGACUUUGGCGUCGCGCACAUGUUUUCCGAGUCGAACCACGCGACGCUGCUCAAAAGCACGGAAGGCACGUAUCACUACCUCGCCCCCGAGUGCACCACCGGUACGCACAUGGAUAUUUGGGCCCUUGGUGUCACUGUAUUUGCCAUGGUGUUUGGGACCUUGCCAUUCGGCAUGACCGUCACGGACGGUCCGGCGGGCGUCCUCCGCGCGAUCCGGGAAGACCCGCUGGUGUUGCCCCACGAGAUUGACCCUCUACUUCACAACCUCCUCACGCAGCUGCUCGACAAGUCGCCUGCGACGCGCAUCAGCAUUGUGCAAGUGCAGGAGCACCCGUGGAUCACGACCGCGGCGGCGCGCAAGGCGCCGAAUCCGAUCGACACGAUUACCGUCACAAGUGACGAGAUGGCGAAAGCGUUUACGGCGUCGUAUGAGCUCUUCCUCAUGGUCAAACUCAAACGCUCGCUGCACGCCAAACUCGCGCGCGCGCGAACGGUCCUCGCGACCAAGCAAAACGAGAUCAGCACCGCAACAGCAACCGCGAUCACUGAAAGCGUCAACGCAGUUCGGAGACGAAGCACGCGCAAAGUGUCCGACACCGCGAUCCCUGUCUGCGGACGCGCCGACCCGGCAUGCCACGUCAUGUAACCGUCGUGUUUUGUAUCAACGUAUCAAUCAACCGCCAAAGCCGCGGGCGAUCUGCUGGGCGCCAAGCCGCGCAAACUCGGUGCCAACGUCCGUGGCAUAGCGAUGAAA